Acaulospora morrowiae is the source of this 371-nucleotide messenger RNA. NCBI's taxonomy places the organism in Eukaryota, Fungi, Glomeromycota, Glomeromycetes, Diversisporales, Acaulosporaceae. The record is from the annotation of a GenBank genome assembly.
AUGUCUACAGCUAUUAUCAGAACAGUCAAGAGUGCUGGAGCUUCGUUAGCUGGUAAAAGAACUCGUAUACCAAAGGCAGCAAUGACUUUAACUCCAGCAGCAGUUCAGCGGUUACAACAAUUAGUUAAAGGCCCCGAUCCGAAACUGAUUCGAGUAGCCGUUAAAAAUAAGGGCUGCGCAGGAUUAUCAUAUGUUCUAGAGUAUGCCAAAGAAAAGGGAAAGUUCGACGAAGAGAUCAAUCAGGAUGGUGUCACAGUUCUGAUAGAUUCAAAAUCACUUUUCAAAAUGCUUGGUUCUGAGAUGGAUUAUGUACAAGAUAAGCUUUCCUCAAAAUUCGUUUUCAAUAAUCCAAACAUAAAAGAGAGUUGUGG